Bactrocera dorsalis (oriental fruit fly) is the source of this 924-nucleotide messenger RNA. RefSeq names its product cytidine deaminase. Gene Ontology annotation, cellular component: cytosol. Gene Ontology annotation, molecular function: zinc ion binding; cytidine deaminase activity. The record is from RefSeq and is a predicted model, not a curated record. The coding region runs from base 165 to 662 and encodes 165 amino acids. Lineage: Eukaryota; Metazoa; Arthropoda; Insecta; Diptera; Tephritidae. The transcript has 2 exons.
AAAGUUGACUGCGAAACAACAUACAAAUCUUUCAGUUGGCGAUCAUACUUUAAGGAGAAUAUACGCAACGCGCACUAGCCUCGUUGAGUUUUCAAAGUUCGUGCGAAAUUGUGCUCUUGAAAUUUUAAAAUAGAUAUUGAAUAAUAUAUCAACUUUUCCAUAAAAUGGACAUAUAUCAGGUCACGGGUUUGAAGAAACCAGAAUAUGUUGAACACAUCGAAAAAUACGGUGAUUUGGAUGAACCUACCAAAGAACUGAUACAAGCAGCGAUUGCAGUCCAGAAGCACGCCUACGUACAAUACAGUAACUUCUACGUUGGUGCUGCCUUCCGCACGAAAGACAACCGCAUCUUUGCAGGUUGUAAUAUUGAAAACGCCAGUUUCACGCCCACGUCGUGUGCUGAACGCACCGCUAUCAGCAAAGCCGUUUCGGAGGGAUACCUAGAGUUUGUUGCAGGUGCAGUGGUCGCUUAUCAGGAGAACUCCUUUACAACGCCGUGUGGCGUGUGUCGACAAUUUAUAAUGGAGUUUGCGCCUAACGAUAUACCACUAUUCAUUACAAAAUCGCAAAUCAAUGUUGAGAAGUCUGACGAAGAUCUGGUGCUGUCGACAUCCAUCUAUAAUCUGCUGCCUCAUGGUUUUCGCACGUAUAAAAAGAAUUGAUUAAUUACAUAAUGGAAAGACAAAUAUUUUAAUCAAUAGUUACUCUUUAAUCAUAUCAAACUAUGGACCUCACUUACACCGUUAUUGCUGGCAAUAAUAAUGGUUUAAUGUAUACAUGUGUGUAUGUAUAUUUAAUUAAAAACUGGCAAUAGCAAAUAUGUAGUAUAGAUGAAGUGUAAUUUUGUACUAAUCAUAAAUACACAUAAAUAUUUAAUUUUAUUUACAGUUGUGUGCAUAUUAUAUAUACAUAUAUUAAUUUUGA